GCGUCACAAUUUCAUACAUUUUGCAGAUAACAGUUGUUCUUAGUUGCUAUAAUUUUUAAUUAAAAAUGCCCAGAUACUACGCUAUCGACUGCGAGAUGGUUCAGAAUAACCUAAACCAGAGCAUGGUCGCCAGAGUAUCCCUUGUCGACGAAGAUUUAAAUAUAGUUAUGGACGAAUAUGUGAAACCUACUCAUCCUGUAUCAGACUACCGGACCUGGAUAUCUGGAAUACAGCCUGGUUAUGAACGGGACGCUAAACCGAAGAGUGAUGUUAUAAAUCGUUUGGGGAAUAAUGUCAAUGGGCACGUGCUUGUGGGGUUUGACAUUCAGAAAGACAUGGAUGCUUUGGGAAUAACUUACCCGAAUGUAAAGGACGUAGCGACAUACGGUCCUUUCCUAAAAUAUGGCCAAAAACAGUCGCUUAAGACUUUAGCCUAUCAAGAGCUUGGUAUAAACAUACAAAACGGAUCUCACGACUCCGUUGAAGAUGCGCGAGCUGUCAUGAGGAUCUACAAGAAACAUCGCUUUUAAGUGUCUUACUAAAUGCAAAUCUAACUUUUCAUUUUUAAGUACAAUUUAAGUAAUAUUUGGUAAAAUAUUCAGAAAAUAAAUGCAUUU
This is a messenger RNA of Pieris napi, 617 nucleotides long. Its product is annotated as RNA exonuclease 4-like. Lineage: Eukaryota; Metazoa; Arthropoda; Insecta; Lepidoptera; Pieridae. The record is from RefSeq and is a predicted model, not a curated record. Gene Ontology annotation, cellular component: nucleus. The transcript has 2 exons. Gene Ontology annotation, molecular function: exonuclease activity; nucleic acid binding. Bases 66 to 530 code for a protein of 154 amino acids.